This is a messenger RNA of Gossypium raimondii (Peruvian cotton), 936 nucleotides long. RefSeq lists its product as uncharacterized. The transcript has a single exon. The record is from RefSeq and is a predicted model, not a curated record. The coding region runs from base 1 to 936 and encodes 311 amino acids. Lineage: Eukaryota; Viridiplantae; Streptophyta; Magnoliopsida; Malvales; Malvaceae.
AUGUAUAUUGCUCAUGUACGUUGUGCAACUGAUAAAGCAAUUUGGGAUGGAAAAAUUAUGUUGGAAGGCUAUGAUGAGAGGUCCAAGGAAGUGGUGGAUGAACCUUGGAAUUUGAUUACUGAUGUUGUUGAACAAAUUCGUAUUGGAGAGCUAAUGGUAGCAAGUGAGAUCAAGCAUUCCUAUCAUGAUCAUAAUUUAAGACUGACUUUUAGUGGGAAGACCAAAAAUGAUGAUAGUGAGUGCGAUGGGUGCACGAGACCUAUAUCAACUCCUUUUUAUAGUUGUGAGCAAUGCAAGUUCUUUCUCCACAAAGAUUGCGCUGAAUUGCCUAAAGAAAUGCCACACCCCUUUCACAAGCAUUUGCUUACUCUCUCAAACUCACACGGUGAGUGUGGUUAUUCAUGGUACGAUGCUUGCGGUCGUGUGCAUCAAGGAUUUAGGUACAGAUGCUACGAAGGAGAUUGCAGCUUCGAAAUUGACAUUCAAUGUAUGUUAUUGUCGGAGACCUUGAAGCACCCAAGUCAUGAGCAUUCACUCUUUCUUGUCCACAACACCAAGGGAACGAGUUGCAGUGCUUGUUUCAGAAAUUUACAAUCAAGGGAUGUUGCAUAUAGAUGCAUGAAGCGCUGUGAUUUCAUUUUAGAUGUAGGUUGUGCAUCACUACCACUCUCUGCUUGGUAUAAGUAUGACAGGCAGGCUCUUACUUUGAGUUUUUUUGAUGAUUCUGAGCCUUCUCAACUUUACUGUGAUCUCUACGAGAAAGAAAGAGAGCCAAAUCGUUGGUUUUAUUACUGUGCUGAUUGUGAUAACUCUCUUCAUCUCAAUUGUGCUAUCGGGGAUCUCCCAUAUAUGAAGCUUGGGAACAAAUUCAAAACUUAUAGGCAUAAACAUCCAUUCACUAUUGUAAAAAAACAUCUGGAAUUGCCCUCCAUGUAA